GCGAAUGUGCGCUGGGCUGUCUGUCUGUUCAGCGCCGAUGUUGUAUCGGGACUUGACUGACGGGCUGUGCAAGCCUUUCAUUGUGGUACACGUUCCCCGUGUCGUACAACCUCACAGUGACAGGCCAUCUUUGACAGAGAAAGUCGGAACUACCGCACUGGAAGAAGUUCGUGGAGUUAGGAGUACAUUAGAUCACCUUUACACGAAAAACGGAGGGAUUUAUUUGAGGUCGUCACGCAUGGGUUGCGUUGAAGUUGUUCACUUUUUAAACUUCAUGGAUCUUUUAACGUCACGGUAGGUGUACCGAGUUCUAUGUAGCUCUACAAACAGGUUUCGUGAGCGUUGAUAUUGUUGUUGAUGUCGCAGUUGUAACGCUGACGUUUCAACAUGCGGUGUCAGUAUUGUGUAUUGGUUCUGCUGACACUGUCUGGCGCAGUGUCCAGUUCACAGAAAGAUAUUCAGAUUGAUGGAUGUUCAUUCAAGAGUGGGGAGUGUUCUUACACCAUACAGCUCUCCAACAUUGACGGGUACAGUUGCAAGAGCAUGGUAGGGCAGCCGCUGGGCCGGAGCAUGAAAGAGCUGCUUGGGGUCGACGCUCAAGCGCAAAAUGACGUCGUGACAAAAGUUGACUCCAUUAAGGAAAACUUUGAACAGGUAAAAGAAAAACACGAGGUGAGGAUUAAAGAGUUAGAGAAUUCCGUGCAGGAAUUAUUGGGCACCGACAAACGGCCAUAUGACACGCGGAAAACCGUACCGAACUUAACAGGUAAAUCCGCUUCUCGGGACCGAGUUCUGUCCGGCCUGACACGGAAUUUUGAACAGUUAAGGGAGGAGAUAAAAAGAAAAGAGCAUGCCUUGCUACAAACAGAGCUGAGAUUGAAUGAAACACGAAAGACGUUAAAUGAUGCCCAAUUAGAAGUUAUUAACGUCAACCAGCGUCUCUUACACGCCGAUAAUAAGAUCGCUUCUCUGACUCGUGAGAGAUCGAUUCUGAAGAACCAACUUAAGGACAGAACCUACAGGCUUGGUAAGUCUGAAAAAAGUCUGAAUGAAUCCACAGCAAAGGCAGGGUCGCUUGAAAACAGACUUCUCGGAGUUAUAAGAAGUGAGAAUAUUGUGAGCGAGGAUCUGGCUACUUGCAGAGUUCUGCUGAACGAAUCUGCCGUCAAUAAUCUCAACGGCAAAACAAGGUACUCGGAGCUGAGACGUCGUCAUGACGUCACCAAACACGAACUGAAGAUCAGAGAGAGGGAGAUCAUUAACUGCUACUCAGCUAAAACUGCAGCGUUCUGUGGGUUUGAAGACCCUUACAACUGCGGCUUCAUCCAGACCAACGACACCGACGUCUUUAACUGGAAGAGAGCCAAGGGCUCCACCCCCUCCGGCAGCACCGGGCCGUCUAAAGACCACACCUGUGAUGCGAACACAGGUCACUUCAUGUACAUCGAGGCUUCCGCCAAGGCAAGGGGGAAUAACGCCAUCAUCUACUCCCCGCUAUACCGCGGCAUGGAGCAGCAGUGUGUGGGCUUUCACUACCACAUGUACGGUAGACACGUCGGUACACUCAACGUCUACGCAAAGGCACGGGGAUUCCAGGUGACAUCAGUGUGGCGAGCAUUUGGUAACCAAGGCGACUGGUGGAUCAUCGCGAGACUUGCCAUUCCCAAACAGCUGGCCCGGGCAGGCUACCAGAUCGCCUUCGAGGGUAUCGCUGAAAAGGGUUACCAAGGCGACAUCGCCAUUGACGACAUCUCCGUGGAAGACGGUCCGUGCCCAGUCGACUCCAAUGCUGUGGCCGUCGUCGUGAAGGUGGACACGUCGGAGCUGGACAAGGAGGGGAUGAAGCUGACGAGGAAGGCGAGGAAGGGGAGGAAGAAGAACAAGAAGUCGAAGAAGAAGAAGGGGAGGAAAAGGAAGACGGCCGAACAAAAUAAAUCUUAACUCUCGAAUACAUGAAGGGAUGGGUAGACACUAGGAGGAUACCAAGCAUGUUGAGAUGGUAUUGCUGCAAAUACUAUUGAUUUGGGAGAGAGAAUUUAUGGACGUCAACUUCUUUACCAUGAGGAAUAUAAUGUUUCGGAGUAUAUACUUACUCCCUCAUUCAUAAAUUCUCUCUCUUAUGUGUAUCACUUCUAAUCGCCAUUCAAAGACUUUGUAUCGAUUUAGAACUACGGGGAAACGAUAUAUCGUGAAAUUAGACCGGUCUACUGGCUUUUAAGCGGACUUGGUGUGCGUAUGUGAGCUGCAUUUCCAUAUACAAUGUACCAACACGAAUGCUUCUGACUGAAACCAAUAACACGGGAGCGUGAUGAAUACACUUUGUGGAUAAACUCGGAUACCAGUGACUGCUCUUGGCUCAUUGGGAGUCCAUGCUGAGCAGUGUGAGUAGAUGUUGACAAACAGUUUUGUGUUAUAUCAUGAAGGAUUGAACCUGUUGCUUCUCACAGGGAUGGCAAACCGUGGUCAAUAUAUAGAGAGGACGUGGACCAUGUGACAUUAGGGGAUCUUUACGCGGCCUACUGGGGCCAAUGCAAAAACGGUUUCAGGUGGCUUCAAAUAUGAUGGACUGGUUGCCUUUGCGUGUAAAUUGGUGGGCGUUUUGUGUUUAUGCAAUGUUUCAGAGACAGCUGUUGUGAUUGCGUUAGCAGACUCAUUCCGUAAUGAACGCAGAUGGUGGGUUGGUACCAUGGUGUCUGUCUCUAACAACAGGAAGUGAUUCACCAAUGGGCGUUUUCAGCACAUUUCACUCUCAUAUGGUUAGCUCGUUACACAUGCUUCUUAGGAAUUUGGUAAUUUUAGGUUUGUGAAUUUUGCUUAAGGAAACACGGAAAGUACUUGUAUUUUUGGGCUUGGUGGUCAGUGAUUAUUGCCAGUUCAAUGAUCAUAGGUUUUUAGUGACACUGGCAUGCUCACACAGGUGUCGUAGAAUACAUCUCCUUAUGUGAAACAGUGGAACAAAACGAUCUGGAAUUGGACGUUAUGUUAUUUUUCCUCAAUUAUACCUGAUAGAAAAUGUAUUAUAGACAUAUAUAUGAUCAUUACAUUUAUUUGAUGACUGAAGUCAAUAUCAUUAUCACCCAAACUCUAUUUAAUAACGGUAAUAAAUUAACUUAAUUUAAAACUUCAGAAAAUCAUCUUCCAAACUGACCGUUUGAUUCAUAACAUGACGCCAUUCUUUCAUUCAAUGAUGACAUUUGAACAGUUGUACUUGCACGAAAUGUGACUUGUGAAAAUGACACUUCUAAUUUACUAUUAAUAAUUACCAUGUUAACAUAGAUUCUGACAGUUUAAAUUUUGAUAACGUACCAAUAUAUAUAUAUAUAUA
This is a messenger RNA of Haliotis rufescens (red abalone), 3325 nucleotides long. RefSeq lists its product as uncharacterized. The record is from RefSeq and is a predicted model, not a curated record. The coding region runs from base 388 to 1941 and encodes 517 amino acids. Lineage: Eukaryota; Metazoa; Mollusca; Gastropoda; Lepetellida; Haliotidae. The transcript has 5 exons. Gene Ontology annotation, biological process: nervous system development. Gene Ontology annotation, cellular component: membrane.